AUGUCGUCGGCAUCUCGGAGAAAGGUGCUGCUCAUGGGCAAGUCUGGGAGCGGCAAGACGUCGAUGCGCUCAGUCAUCUUCUCAAACUAUACGGCCAAGGACACGAAGCGCCUGGGCAUGACCAUUGAUGUGGAGCAGAGCGCCGUCCGACUGUUGGGCUCCCUUGUCCUCAACCUCUGGGAUUGUGGUGGCCAAGACGCCUUUUUGGACAACUACCUCCUCGCCCAGCGCGACACCAUCUUCUCCAACGUCGCCGUCCUCAUCUAUGUCUUUGACGUCACGUCCGAGGACUGGGACACUGACAUGCGGUACUUUGAAGAUAACCUCGUUGCGCUGCGCGAAAACAGCUCGGAUGCCGGUGUCUGGGUGCUCAUCAACAAGAUGGACCUCAUCGACAAGGAAGACCCCAAGCGGACCAAGUACAAUGAGCGCAAGGCCGAGAUCCUCGCGCUCGACGAGCGCGUGUCCGCAGACGUGAGCGCGGCGGGGACGUGCCGCUGCUUCCCCACAAGUAUCUGGGACGAGUCGCUGUACAGGGCGUGGUCGGGAGUCAUCCACACCCUUAUCCCGAACAUCCAGCUCAUCAUAACCCACCUCACCUUCCUGCGCGACCUGUGCGGCGCCGCCGAGGCUGUGGUGUUUGAGGGCGAGACCUUCCUCACAAUGGCCAAGUCUGGCUCCCCGCUCGACGCAGACCCGAACGACUACGACUCUACAGAGGUCACGCGCGGCUACGGCCGCCUGGACAGGGAGCGCUUUGAAAAGAUCAGCGACAUUGUCAAGAGUUUCCGCAAGACGUGCCAGCGUACCGGCGAGCAGUUUGUCGGCUUUGAGUCGACGUUUGAUGGGUGUACCGUCGUCCUGGAGCCGCUUACCAAGAACACGUUCAUCCUCAUCGUCACCACCGACGCGCGCGUCCAGGCUGGGUUUAUCAAGUAUAACAUUUGGCAAAGCCAGCUCCACUUUGCCGAGUUUGGCACCUUUAGCGACUUUACGCGCAAGUGCAACGUCUGCCGCACGACCAUCAAGUCGGUGCCCGACGCGACAUACGACGUCAAGACCGACGACGACCCUUCGGUGAGGGCUUGGGACGACGUGGGGAUCGAUCAGGCCACACAGGCAGUAGAGAGGGAUAAGAUCCAGGACCUUGGGUAG
Messenger RNA from Apiotrichum porosum, 1155 nucleotides. RefSeq names its product GTP-binding protein gtr1 (gene GTR1). The record is from RefSeq and is a predicted model, not a curated record. Gene Ontology annotation, molecular function: GTPase activity; GTP binding. Gene Ontology annotation, biological process: positive regulation of TOR signaling; cellular response to starvation; regulation of autophagy. Gene Ontology annotation, cellular component: fungal-type vacuole membrane; nucleus; Gtr1-Gtr2 GTPase complex. NCBI's taxonomy places the organism in Eukaryota, Fungi, Basidiomycota, Tremellomycetes, Trichosporonales, Trichosporonaceae. The transcript is spliced from 8 exons. The coding region runs from base 1 to 1155 and encodes 384 amino acids.